Molecule: messenger RNA, 789 nt
Organism: Centruroides sculpturatus (bark scorpion)
Lineage: Eukaryota; Metazoa; Arthropoda; Arachnida; Scorpiones; Buthidae
Exons: 5
Source: RefSeq, a predicted model, not a curated record
AUUUGUAUAAUUCAGAUUAGAAGACCUCCGCCUUCGUAUAGUCAAGCGACUAAUCAACAUUCUUCUCUUGGAGGAUCCGGCUUGACUUUUAUAGAUGUCUUACCAGAUGUUAUUGAAGAGGGAUUGUUCUCUUCAGAAUAUGAAUCUUUUGGAAGUAUGGUUAAAAGAGCAAAUGCUUGGCUGAGUGAGAAUCCAAUAUAUGAAGUGAAAACAUGUGAAAGUGUGGAAUUUAAAUCCAAGCAAGGAAUGCCUUCAGUCAGGAAAAUGACUUAUAAGGAAUAUGGCAAAACGCACACAUAUUAUAUGAGAGCCUUGAGAUUAUGGCUUGUUGUUCGAAAUGGAUUGGAACAAAGACCACCUCAAAAAAUUGGUUAUUGUAAUUUAAUUCCAAAUAUAGUAGACAAUCCAGUGUUUGGAUCUGCUCAGUAUGAGAAAUUAAAUCAAGUUCUGGAUAGAUUUAACAAUUCUUAUUCACGUAAAAUUCCAGGAAGAAUUAUUUCUAUUGAAUCUCAAGAAAUGAAACUGUCGUCGUGGUCAGUAUUUGAUCCGGAUCGUUCAAACUGGUCAGUGAAUGGAAAAUAUGCAACAAAAUUUUUGUUUGUUAUAAGAAUAUUUUUUGAACUUGGUGUACCAGAAGGAGAACAAAUUGGUAACAUCAUUUCUCUAAGUUACUCAGUGAUGAUCAUAUGUCCACUGAUAAAGUGUGAGGUGCAUCUCAUCAUUUCCCAGAAGCAAAUGUUGGAUAUGCUGAUAGUGAUAGGGAUAUAAUCCAAAGCAACAUAAUGUUUG